This is a messenger RNA of Sycon ciliatum, 3344 nucleotides long. RefSeq lists its product as uncharacterized. NCBI's taxonomy places the organism in Eukaryota, Metazoa, Porifera, Calcarea, Leucosolenida, Sycettidae. The coding region runs from base 500 to 2818 and encodes 772 amino acids. The transcript has 4 exons. The record is from RefSeq and is a predicted model, not a curated record.
CCUGGGAUUGUUUAUCUACUCUCUCUUCGCCGAGUCGGUGUGCAAUUACUUGCUCCGGACGGGCUGCGAUAGAACGUGGAAAGACGUCAGUGAGCGCCCACCUCCGCGGUUGCUUCGUCGCGUUGUGGUUGACAUCGCUCGCCGCCGGGUGACGAAGUGCAGUUGAAAUGUGCUUGAUGUGACUCGUGUAGGGCACUAGUAUGCGCAGUACAGGAUUUUCCUUGCUGGACCGGUAACUCCGACACAGCACGGUGGACUGUCAGAGCGCUGAGGUGGGUGACUAUCACCUUCAGUGGAGCGAGCUGACACGUCACUUGGACGGGGAUAAACGAAGGGAAUCAUAGCAUCAUCAUCAACUUGUGCAACCGAGGAGGCAGCCACCAGACGCCGCCCGUAAGUACUGUUGGCGGUGUAGUCCACUGAGACCAGCCAAUGCCUGGCAUGCAGUGAGAAAUUCAGGGACCAAGUGGCUGUGACUUGGAGAAGCUAAUCUGUAAUCAUGGCAGUGUCUGGUGGCAUCAUAGCCGUGCUGGUCAUCAUAGCAGUGCUAGGAGUGUCCGGUCUGGUCUUACUGGCUCUCUACGUCUUCAUGAAAGUCAGAAAGCAGACGACGGAGGACGGGCUGCCGGGAGCUGCGGCUGCGACAGUACCACCUGGCGGCGCGAACAGCACAGCAGCUGUGUCGCUGACCGGAGGCACGGCUGAGAAAGACACGGCGGCGAGGAACCAACCGAACAGCGGAGGUCGGCAGGAGAAGAGCGUUGCCGUGGUGAUCGGAGUGCGGUCUGGACAGCAAAGCGGCAUUCCACGAGACAUGUCGCCAGCUGGAGGUUUACCAGACAAAGCCAACGGCAAAGAUGGCCUUUCAGAAAGCAUGAAGUCGCCCAAUCUCAGCUGGGAUGCACAGGCAAUCUUUCAGGACCAAGAGCCAGGGCAUGGAAAGCCCAGUGUUUCACUACCCACAGAGCCUCCAACACUGCUGAAAGCCAAGAUACAGGCCGUGAACAGUAACAGCAGCAUCGGCAGCGCGUUGGAGCGCACCUCCGCAUUGUCCCUGCAGGCCUUCUCUGAAGAGGUUGCAGAUCGGGCUCGUCGCAAGGCCAGUGAUGAAGCAAGCAUAUGCAGAAAGCCGUCAGAUGAGACGCAGCCAGCUGUCAGCAUUGUACCGUCGCUGGCACCCAAAGCAUGCACGAGCAGUGCUGCCGAGUUGGAAGUCCAGCGUGCCCGCAGCAUUUCAGCCGUGGUGGCCGCCAAGCAGAGACAAGCGCUGGCGAUGAAGCGCAAGUCAGCCGGCUACUCCAAGGCAUCGCGGCACUCGGAAGGCGGGCAGCGGAGAGCGUCUGCCCCGGUGAAGAAAAUGGCAAAACGGGAGCGCUCCCUGUCUCUGCCAAUGAUCUCGGUUGAACGUGAUGGCAGGUGCAGCUUUCUGUUGAGUGAUCCUGGCUCGUCUGAUUCGGACACAGAAAACAGAACAGGCAAUUCCUGUAAGGAUGCGGCAAUGCGUAGGCCGGGUGGUCAGGGCCGGAAGAAGGCGAUAACAUCUUGCCCGCGGAUGCCAGUGAUCGCUUCACCGGUCAUCCAAACACCGCAGAGUGAGCUAUGGCAGGUGCAGGAAGUCUCGUCGCGGGUCAUACCCGCCACGGGAGCGGUGGAGAUCGUCGACCUGAUACAUUCCGACCCUGGCGACUGCGAUAGCACGGAAGAGGACAGCCUGUUCGUGGCGUCGCCGGCAAUGGCACGGGCCUGGCGCCAUGACGAUAGGGACAGGCUGGGCCGGGACUCUCCAGGUGCUGCGUUCCAAAGUGGCCUAGAGGCGCCGGCUGGCCAAGUACAGCAAAGGCGCGUGCUGUCAUUGCAACACAUGAAGACGUACGAUGCAAGACCGGCAGCAACUACAUGUACUGCCAAGACACUGGCACCGCCGCCAGAGGGCCACCUGCAGCGCGGCUCGCGCUUCAAGCGCUCGCGGCGCAGCAGUCAGAAGCAGCGUGUGCGCGUGGUUGGCCGCGCCGUCACCUUCCACAGCCACAGCGGACCGCCUACGAGGACACCGGCAUCGGGCUCCUCGAACACGCCAGGCUUUCCGGCCGGCGUACCGCCAGGUGGUGCCAUGGUGAGGAGAAAAUCAAGUAGCAAGGAUUGCCAGCGCAGAGCGUCGGUGGUGGAGAUGCUGCACAGCGAGACACAAGACGAAAGCAGCACGGCGAGCGUGGGACCGGAACGCCCACUGGAGAACAAACUCACUGUCUCAGUGCCUGCUGGCAGAACAAGGACCAGGCCAUCACUGGUGUCCAGUGAUCGAGUGCCGGUUCCCGACAACUCUCCCGCAAGUGAUAGUGACACGGCAUUCUUGACUGGCAAUGGCGAUCCCACAGCUGACGCACACGUGUUUGCCUCCGCCAGCAAAGCAUGUAGUCAUCAAAGACGUCAGCAGCGAGACAUGGCAUACGCCGCGGCAUCCUCCACCGAGGCUCUGAAUGAGCCGGCCGUGCGGUGCUACGUCCCGUCGCCCGAUGGAUUCGCGGCACGAGCAAUCACAGUCACCAUUGCCACUCCCAGCGGAGACGAGGUCAGUGAUAGCAUGGUGCUCGACUCGUCGGCGGACAAUCACACUGACUCGCCAUUGUCACAAUCAAGUGCUGCCCAGGCCGGGCACAGUAGCUGCACAGGACCGUCAGUUUCACCAGCAUCUCUCUACUCCGACGACAAGCAGGUAGGCAUAGACGUCUACUGCAGCAAGUCGGCACAAGGUUCACGUCGUCUGCCGGGCGACCUGGCAUCAUCUACAAACACACUUGACACGGACAGUGCAGUUUAGGAGUGCAAUGUACUCAACGGACAAGCAUGUGUUGUGAAGAUUCGAUCAACACCAGAACAAUGUUUAGCAGUAAUUCCUGAUUCCAGCCACUUUAUAGUUUGAAUUGGCUGCAUGCAUUUUGUUGCUAAGUUAGGGGUUAGCGGUGAUCAAUAGCAAUAAUUCGUGAACCGAAGAGAUAUGACAAUUCUUGCCGAGAUACUAGCCAUAUGGUGACUCCAGAACCACACACACGCGCACGCGCGCACACGCUUGCAGAAUAUCACGAAUCUGUCACAAGUGCAUGUACCACAGUGGCACAAUGAAAGUGUCAUGGCAGUCAUGACUUCUACCAUGCCAACACUCGAGCCUCCGCAUGUACAUUACUUCGACGUAAAUUAGAGUGUAAAUUCUAAAUUCCAUACUUUCUUCACUAUGACGUGGAGAUUUCAAGAACAGAGGCAAGAUGAACACUACAGGCUGUGCCAGUCAAGUUCUUUUUUCUCUUUCAAAAUUUCAAAAUAAUUUUAAAUAUUAUUUGAAGACAGUA